Messenger RNA from Microcebus murinus (gray mouse lemur), 9694 nucleotides. It is a transcript of the gene STXBP5L, whose product is annotated as syntaxin binding protein 5L. NCBI's taxonomy places the organism in Eukaryota, Metazoa, Chordata, Mammalia, Primates, Cheirogaleidae. Gene Ontology annotation, biological process: Golgi to plasma membrane transport; exocytosis. Gene Ontology annotation, molecular function: syntaxin binding; GTPase activator activity; myosin II binding. Gene Ontology annotation, cellular component: SNARE complex; cytoplasm; plasma membrane. The record is from RefSeq and is a predicted model, not a curated record.
UCCUAUGGAGGGAAAGGGGGCGAUGAAGAUCAUGGGGGGGGGGCCUGGAAGGUGGUGGCAGAGUAAAUACCAGCUCCCUCCAACAUUGUUUUUCCGAAAAUAGAAUAUUCUGAGCUGAGCAUUUAGAAGAAAAGCCCGCCCUUAGGAGAAAGGCAGUCUUGGUCUGUUGGACUCUGGUUUGAUUGUAUAAUAACGAUGAUAUAAUGCUAAUGACGAUGAUGACACUGCCUUUUAUUUUUACCCCAGUGCUGAUAAAGCGUAGCUACAGCUGGGGCAGCUUGAAAAUCUGAUUUAUGAGGAGGGAAUACUGUUGCUUUUGGAGUUGUGUUUUAUUUAUCUAUUUUUUUUAAGGAUACGCUUUUUAGAUUUAAAAUUUGACGAAAUGAAGCCUGACUCUUUUUUCCAGUCGAUUAUAGCAAUACUCAUAAAAUGGGGACUGGCUACUACUGUCUUGAUUAAUGAAAAGAUAAAGGCUUUUGCUCAGGUAUAAUUCCAUGUAUUAAGUCACCCCUUUCCCCGUUCUUUGAAUUUCUCAACAGUGUUUAAAAUGAAGAAGUUUAAUUUCCGAAAAGUUUUGGAUGGCUUAACUGCCUCCUCUCCUGGCAGUGGUAGCAGCAGUGGCAGUAACAGUGGUGGCGGGGCUGGAAGUGGUUCCAUACAUCCAGGAGGAGGGACUGCGGGGGUUCUCAGAGAAGAGAUUCAGGAAACCCUGACUUCAGAGUACUUCCAGAUUUGCAAGACAGUCCGGCAUGGUUUCCCUUAUCAGCCCACAGCAUUAGCUUUUGAUCCAGUUCAGAAAAUCUUGGCUAUUGGAACGAGAACAGGUGCUAUACGAAUACUCGGGAGACCUGGUGUUGAUUGUUAUUGCCAAGAUGAAAGUGGUGCAGCUGUCCUGCAGCUACAAUUUUUGAUCAAUGAGGGUGCUUUGGUCAGUGCAAGUUCAGACGAUACACUUCAUUUGUGGAACCUUAGACAAAAAAGGCCAGCUAUUCUUCAUUCUCUUAAAUUUAACCGAGAACGAAUUACUUACUGUCAUCUACCUUUCCAGAGUAAAUGGCUCUAUGUUGGAACAGAAAGAGGAAAUACACAUAUUGUAAAUAUUGAAUCUUUCAUUCUUUCUGGAUAUGUUAUCAUGUGGAACAAGGCAAUUGAACUAUCCACCAAGACUCAUCCAGGUCCAGUUGUACAUUUAAGUGAUAGCCCAAGAGAUGAAGGGAAACUGCUAAUAGGUUAUGAAAAUGGUACUGUAGUAUUCUGGGACUUGAAAUCUAAAAGAGCAGAACUCAGAGUUUAUUAUGAUGAGGCUAUUCAUUCAAUUGACUGGCAUCAUGAGGGCAAACAGUUCAUGUGCAGCCAUUCAGAUGGUAGCUUGACUUUAUGGAACCUGAAAAGCCCAAGUCGCCCUUUCCAGACCACAGUUCCACAUGGAAAAAGUCAAAAAGAGGGAAGAAAAUCUGAAUCUUGUAAACCAAUUCUUAAAGUAGAAUACAAGACCUGCAGAAACAGUGAACCAUUCAUAAUAUUCUCUGGUGGGCUGUCCUAUGACAAAGCUUGCAGAAGACCAAGUUUAACCAUCAUGCAUGGAAAAGCAAUUACAGUACUAGAAAUGGAUCAUCCUAUUGUUGAAUUUCUAACUUUAUGUGAAACACCCUAUCCAAAUGAAUUUCAAGAACCCUAUGCUGUUGUAGUACUUCUGGAGAAAGAUCUCAUUGUCGUUGACCUGACACAAAGCAAUUUUCCGAUCUUUGAAAAUCCAUAUCCUAUGGACAUUCAUGAAUCACCAGUUACAUGCACAGCAUACUUUGCUGACUGCCCUGCGGAUUUGAUUCUAGUACUCUAUUCUAUAGGAGUCAAGCAUAAAAAACAAGGAUACAGUAAUAAGGAGUGGCCAAUCAGUGGAGGAGCAUGGAACAUUGGUGCACAAACAUAUCCUGAAAUUAUUAUCACGGGUCAUGCAGAUGGAUCAAUAAAAUUUUGGGAUGCUUCUGCAAUAACUCUGCAGAUGCUGUAUAAGCUAAAAACUUCAAAAGUGUUUGAAAAACAGAAGAUUGGAGAAGGAAAACAAACAUGUGAGAUUGUAGAUGAAGAUCCAUUUGCCAUUCAGAUGAUUUAUUGGUGUCCAGAAAGCAGAAUAUUCUGUGUAUCAGGAGUCUCUGCGUAUGUCAUAAUUUAUAAAUUCAGCAGACAUGAAGUUACAACAGAAAUAGUUUCAUUAGAGGUACGACUUCAGUAUGAUGUUGAAGAUAUUAUUACCCCUGAACCAGAAACAAGUCCUCCGUUUCCAGAUCUCUCAUCCCAGCUUCCUUCUUCAAGUAGUCUCUCCGGAAGCACUAACACUGUGGGUAGUGAAGGAGUAACAAAGGACAGUAUCCCAUGUCUCAAUGUUAAGACACGACCAGUGCGGAUGCCUCCAGGAUAUCAAGCAGAACUUGUUAUUCAGCUGGUGUGGGUAGAUGGUGAACCUCCCCAACAAAUUACUAGUCUUGCUGUAAGCUCAGCAUAUGGAAUAGUUGCAUUUGGGAACUGCAAUGGGUUGGCUGUGGUGGAUUUUAUACAGAAGACAGUACUAUUAAGCAUGGGGACCUUUGACCUAUAUAAAUCAAGUGACCUAUACCAGCGACAACCACGGUCUCCUCGAAAAAACAAGCAGUUCAUUGCAGACAACUUUUGCAUGCGUGGCCUGUCUAACUUUUAUCCUGAUUUAACGAAACGGAUCCGUACUUCUUACCAGAGUUUAACUGAACUGAAUGACAGUCCAGUUCCCCUGGAACUUGAGCGCUGCAAGUCUCCUACUUCAGAUCAUGUAAAUGGACAUUGCACAAGUCCAACUUCUCAGAGUUGCAGUUCUGGAAAACGUCUUUCCAGUGCUGACGUUUCAAAAGUAAAUCGCUGGGGUCCUGGAAGACCACCAUUUCGAAAGGCACAGUCAGCUGCUUGCAUGGAGAUUUCUUUACCGGUUACAACAGAAGAAAAUCGAGAAAAUUCCUAUAAUCGUUCUAGAAGCUCUAGCAUCUCUAGUAUUGACAAAGAUUCUAAAGAAGCAAUUACGGCACUAUACUUCAUGGACUCCUUUGCACGGAAAAAUGAUUCUACCAUCUCACCUUGUCUGUUUGUUGGAACUAGUCUGGGAAUGGUGUUAAUCAUUUCCCUAAACCUACCAUCAACAGAUGAACAAAGGUUUACAGAGCCAGUAAUGGUAUUGCCAAGUGGUACAUUCCUCUCAUUGAAAGGAGCUGUACUAACAUUCUCCUGUAUGGACCGAACUGGUGGAUUAAUGCAACCUCCAUAUGAAGUUUGGAGGGAUCCAAACAAUAUAGAUGAAAAUGAAAAAUCUUGGAGAAGAAAAGUGGUCAUGAACUCAUCCUCUGCAUCCCAGGAAGUAGGAUAUCAUCAGUAUACAGUAAUCUGCUCAGAAAAACAAGCCAAAGUCUUUUCACUGCCUUCUCAGACUUGCCUUUAUGUUCAUAACAUCACCGAGACAUCUUUUAUUCUACAAGCAGAUGUGGUGGUCAUGUGUAACAGUGCUUGCUUGGCAUGCUUUUGUGCUAAUGGACAUAUCAUGAUAAUGAGCCUACCUAGUCUUCGCCCAAUGUUGGAUGUUAAUUAUUUGCCACUGACAGACAUGAGGAUAGCACGAACAUUUUGUUUUACCAAUGAAGGACAGGCGUUAUACCUCGUCUCUCCUACCGAAAUUCAGCGGUUAACAUACAGCCAAGAAAUGUGUGAUAAUCUACAGGACAUGCUAGGAGAUUUGUUUACUCCCAUAGAGACACCAGAAGCUCAAAAUAGAGGAUUUCUCAAGGGACUGUUUGGUGGAAGUGGACAAACAUUUGACAGAGAGGAGCUCUUUGGGGAAGCUUCAGCAGGGAAAGCAUCCAGCAGCCUUGCAAAACACAUUCCCGGGCCAGGGAGUAUAGAAGGGAUGAAAGGUGCCGCUGGAGGCGUGAUGGGAGAGCUGACCCGAGCACGGAUUGCACUUGAUGAGAGAGGACAAAGGCUAGGAGAGCUGGAAGAGAAAACUGCAGGCAUGAUGACCAGUGCAGAAGCAUUUUCCAAACAUGCACAUGAGUUAAUGCUGAAAUAUAAGGAUAAGAAAUGGUACCAAUUCUAAACUUCUAAAGAAGCCGUGACUGCUUUGAAAAACCAUUAUUCAGGGAAACUAAAUUUAUUCCCAGCAUCACUAUUCAACUGCUAGAAGCCAGUUCCUUCUACAAAAUGUUCCAUUACAGUCAAUCUGAAGUUAUCAUAAAGGAGACGUGUCAGAGACGCAGUACAACCAAAAGGCUGGAGCCCUGGUUAAAAUCCCAAGAUAUGUCUGAAUUUGCCUUUUCCCAUGUGGAAUGGAGCUACCAUCUUGGCAUGUCAUUUGCUAAGGAUUUACAUUUAGGAACUACGGGGAGUCCUUUUAAUUUGAAAAUUCCUGUACAAACAAAAGCAUUAAUGCACUUAAUGAAAAAAAAAUCUUUGCAUGAUAAAUUAACAUCUUAAGAGGAAAAGAAAAAAAGCAUGUUGUGACAGAAGAGAAGAAGAUUUAUGGUAAACUAUUUUUAUAAAUUGGGCCACACCUGAAAAUAUAAAAAAUCUGCAUUAGAAGAUUGAUCAGUGAAUUUCAGAUCUAUUUGCCAUACCCAACUGAAAAGGUAAACAAGAGCCCAAAGUUUUCUUCUCAUCUGUAACUUUCAAUAUUCUAGGACAUUAUUGAAUCUUAUGGCAAGAGUCUGAUAAAUGUUUUUCUCUCCCAAUAAUAUUUUACAUUAUUCAUAGUUCUCAGUCAUAAGCAAGUAUUGCCAGUAUAGUAACUUAUUUCCAACACAGUUAUUUCCAUUUCUAUCACCUUCAGAAUGGGUUGCUAUUUUUAGCACAAACCAUGCAGGAUUGGGUCACCUGAAAGCAUUUUUUAGCCUGGCUUGUACUCUGCAGGGGAGUUGAUGAUAGGUUUGGGGAAACUAGGCUACAGGAACAACCCAGCUUUGAGAACCGAUUUCACAAAAAGUGAAAUGUCACACACCCCAAUUUCAGUUUCUAAAGUGAUAUAUUUUUUAAUUCCAUUUGUAUCCUUGUCUGUAAGUUACACAGUAUAUUACUGUUCAAACCCAGUGGGGUCUACAACCCAAAGGUGCUUUUGCAGCCUGACAGUCACAGACCAAACUGGUCAUUCUCUUUAGUGUGAUUCAGUAAAACCUCAGUUAAUGUUUUUGGAAAGGGAUUCUGAUUUACAUUUCUGAUUAACAAGGGCUUUCAUUAGAAAAUACUUUUUGGUUCAAUACUUAUUAUUGGAAAUCUUUAUAAAAUGUAGUGAUGCUUUUGCUAUCUUGGCCUCAGUCAUCAUUUUGGACAAUAGAGUUUAAUGAUACAACAUCAAUAAUUUUGUCCCUAAUUGAGUCUAAUAACAUAAGCCACAGGAUUAUGUCAAUAGAUGCCAAACACCUAUUCCUUAUUUAAAAACUCGUUUUAAAAUGGAAUAAAUUUUUAUUUAUUUUUAUUUUUAACAUGAUAAAAGGUAUCUAUCAUAACUUAGCAGAGAAGCACUAGAGGCAAAACAAUAUAAAGAUACCUACAACCAUUUAACAUGAUUCUGGAAGUCAAAAGUCAUAGGAAUGCAUAUAUACGUAUUCCAGGACCCAUCCUCUAAUAUGUUGUUUCUUCAAAAAGAAUCUUUUCUUAAAUUAUGGGUGUGGCUUAUUGAAUUUUGAUUAAUCAAGUUCUCAUUGAAUUUACAUUCAUAUUCUUAAGAAUUCACCAUUUUCCUAAAGUCCAGGUUAUUUUAAUGGCCAAAAUAGUACUUGGUUUUUGUAGAUUUUGUUUGAUAUGGCGCUUCCUUGGCAAUGUUCUCAGUAAUUUUGAGAAGGAAAGGUAAUUGAAAAUGUAUGCUAGGACAGCAUUUUUCAGAGUCCUUGAAUUCUCCUGAUUACAAAAAAAAGUUUCUCCAUGAGCCUCCCAGCCCAGACUCCUGUGAACCGCCUUACAGUAAGAACCUGGUUUGGUUCUUAUAGUAACCAAGUAAAAUAUUAAAUAGUAAAAUAUUAACCUUGGGACCAGGAUCUGGAAAACACUGGCAGCCAUAUUGCAAUGCACUAUUUGUACUGAGUUUCAAGGAACCAGUAUUCUGAUUUUUGGACAAAUACUUUAUCAUUUCUAUAUUUUAAAAACAACUAAAGAAUGAAAUAUUAGUUUAUUUUAGAAAUAAUGAGAUGCAGUCCAAAGCAGCAUUAAAUUCAGUGAAUAUCUCUGAAGACUCUAACAAAAUUUGAUUUAACUGGUUCUGCAUCAGGGUUUCUCAACAGUGGCAGAAAAGUCUUUGUUGUGGGGGACUGUCCUGUGUAUCGUAAGAUGUUAGCCACAUCCCUGCAUCUACCUACUAGAUACCAAUAGGAACCCCCUAGUAAUGACAAUCAAAGAAGGCUCCAGCCAUUACCAAAACUGCUUUAUAGCCACAAUUCUAUAUCAUUUAAAGAGACAGAUUAAGUGUGAAUAUGUAAUAUAUGUCUUAUAUAAAACUGUACAUCAUAAGUACACAGUGUCUCAGUAAAAUAACUAUACCCAAAAUUACAUGUGUGGUUCAUAUGCAAUAAAAUACAAUUUUGGAGAAAGCUUAUACGAAUCAGUGAAAAAUAACAACUACAGAACAUUUGAAAGCAUGCAGGGAAACCAUCAAAAAGGACAUAGCAUUUCACAGUAGAAAUGCUUAAAACUCUGGCUUCAAUGAAUAGAUGAAAAGUGUAAAAUUAGCACAUCAAUUGGAAGUAAACAGGUGCUUCUGAAAUGCUUGAAAAGGUUCUUUUAAGUAGUUUAAAUGUGUCUUUCAAAAUUCUUUUUAUGAACCCUUUCUCAAUGUAAGGGUAACUCAUCUCACAAACUCCUGAUUAGUGGAAUCCAAAUUAAUGAGGUUUUACUGUAUCAAACUUAUUUUUAUAAUUCAAAGAGAUAGCAAUAACAAGAAUCUAAUGUGGAUGUGAUUUUUCUCUUUGAACAUUUCUGUUCUGUUGCACUGACCUUAGCAUAGACGCGCGCGCACACACACGCACACACACACACACACACUAUCACCACGACCACCACCAUUAUCAUCUUAUCAUCAUCAUCAUAUUUGCAAAAUGAGUACUAUUGAUCCAUGUAAUAUUUUGCAUCUUCUCAUCUUUACUCUCCUCGAUCUUGGAACAUAAGAAAAAUACUCCUAGUAACUUGGACAAAAAUAGAGAAAAUGACUCUGAGCCUUAGUUAUCAUCAAAAUUACAUUUUAUCUGCUAAGUUGGCAUCAGAAGAUAACACUUGCAAACUAAAGUCUCAACAAUUUGACCUUAUCUCCCUAUGACUCUCAAAAGAUAACCCCUUUCUACUGUUCCAGCAGAAAAUGGGCCUUACCGUUCUAUUUAUCGAUCAGAAGCUAUUUGUUUCCCUGGGACUAACAAGCGCAGUAAUCCUUAUCAUGAAAUCAUUCAUUAAUCUUGGAGUUUGGAGGAAGGGAUGAUUGAUUUAUCAUUUAUUGUAAUCCUCUACAAAAGCAGUACUACUGACUUUGCUUCCUAUGCUUCAUUGAGCUCCAGACCUAGUGCCCCAAUCAUCAUCAGGGUCAUUUUCUUACUGCAACUUUGGAAGGAUGAUGACACACUUGAAUGAGAUAUUUUCUAAUAAUUCAGUCAUAAAGACAAUUUUUCAAAUCUUUUGGAAGCGAUUCUCAAUAAAUCAAGAUCCAGGUCUCUAUAUCUCAAAAUUUCUAAAGGCUCUUAAAGGAAAAAGUUUACUGUUGGAAGGCCUUUUUAGUGACCCAGGUAUCCAGUUUUAUCCAUUAUCUAAUUAAGGGAUCAUCAUGACUUUGAGAGAAAAAAGAGUAAGAUUAGGCCUAAUAAUGGUUCAAGAUUUAGAUAGAUCCUGUAAGAUACUUGGCUAUAAAAUGUUCAGACAGAAGGGAAAAAUGAAGCUGGUCUAGAAAAGUAAGCUAAAAAUCCUCUCCCUGGCUUAGAUCACUGGGGCAAUGUGGGAGUGUAUCCAUGUGAUUACAGCCUGGCCCCAAGGGAAAGAACAACACUAUACCCUGACCACAUUGGCUCAGAGAGGGCAAUGCCAAAGAGUCAGGACAUUUAUAUCAGGUCUUGCUCUUUGUGUCAGGAGAAAUGUGGUAGCUUUCACAGCUUCUUUACCUCUGUCCUCUGUAACCAGUUCCAUUUCUAGAUGGGCACUAUUUCACGUGUGCACUGGCCCAGGAGCCAGGAAUACUUGCUGAGUACCUGGGCUGAGCAGUAUCUUUAACAUGUGACAUCCCAGGAAGCAUGGUUGUCAGCAUAAGUUUAGUGAGUAUAUUUUCAGACAGCAUAACCCUGCAAGGAUAAAAUACAAAAUAGGUAAGGUCUGACUUGGGAACGGAAGAGGAAGUGCCAGUUUGGUGCAAUGGGGUUGUGGUGAGGAGGGACAUGGGAGCCAGAGUAAAGUGGAAGAGGCUUCAGUGAGGAGUCAGAAGCACAGAUGGAGCCUUUAUUUAUACAUUUAUCUAAAGGAGUGAGUCUCAACCUUGGCUGUAUAUAAGCAUCACCUCAGGAAAAUUUUAAAUUCCCAAUUAUAUCAAAAUUCCCUCUGAGUGGGAACCAGACAUUGGUAUUUUUAAAAGCCCCAAGGUGGUUCUAAUAUCUAUCCAAAGUUUAUAACCACUGCUUUAUGGCGAACUAAGGAAAACAUGUUUGUCUACCUUGGCUGGUAUCCCCGCCACACUUCUGAGGGGUAAGGGAAGGCAAGAUGUGACUGAUAAUGUUGGCUGGAUUGGUAUUUAUUCUGUGUCUCUUACAAGAGAAAAGUAUGUGCGAAUUUCUGAUGAGGAGGUACCCACUUAAGUCUUAAUAACUGUCUUUGUGAUAUUCUCCUGUGUGACUUGCCCAAUAAUUAUUUCAAUUCAAACUUCUAGGUUUUUUAUUAUCUUAUAUAUAUGACAUCACAGGAUGCCAGAAAUAUCACAGUAAGUUCAACGGGAUAUAAAGUUAAGUGGAAAACUAAUUCUCAAUAUUUGGACAGUAGAAAUUCUCAAAACAAUUAUUUACUAAAUCAGGUCCAAAUUUAUUACUCAUUCUUCUUUUGCAGGAGACAUGGAUAGCAGGUAUCUGUUCUGCUAUAGGUUUUUUUUUGGGGGGGGAUUUGAUCUUAGCAUAAAGGGAGAACAACUCUUCCAUUUUGAUUAUUGUCUCAAUCAAAAGCUCCCAGGGCCACUUGGAUUUAUUUUCUUAGUUACUGGACAUGUGUUUAAAGGGAAAAGAAUGUCUAUAACUUAUUAAUACUAUCUGAGUUCCAGUGUCCUGAAAGAGUGCUUAUACUUUCAAAAAAGGAAAGUCUGGCCUGUCAAAGACAGUAAUACAUAAAGAAAAAAAUUCAGAGAUAUCUCCUGUCAUUCUGCUUCCCCUCUGGUAUUGGCCCACCCUUCUCAACUGCAAAGCCAGAAAAUAAUCUAGGUGGUGGUUUUGGACAAUUGUACACAGGAUCAAAAUCUCUAAUAACCUAUAAUUUUUAGUACUUAAUUAUGUGAUGUUUUAUUCUAGGACAUAAGAAACAGAUGACAUCAUUGAUGUAUCUUUCUUUCAUCUUCAGAAUUUUUGCAUCUUUUCAGAAAAUGACAAAUUACUAUUUUUCUGUUGCACUCAGCAAUUGUGACUAUACUUAACAAAAUUCUUGUAGUCUGUAGAGAUAUCAAUAAAAUUGUAUAUGUUUGUACAUA